AUGGAGCGAUUAGAGCGCGUGCGGCCCAUGUUCGCCCAAGACUUGGAUGAAGUCGCAGCAAAGAUGACGCAGGAUACUUUCGUGCGCUUCAAGUGCUCGUUCGGUGGCGAAGCCUUUGUUCCUGAGGACCUCCGUCUUCCAGUGCCAGGCCUUGCGUCAAACUUCGAUUCCCUUGACACGGGUAUUAAAGAUUCGAAGCUAAUUCUGAAAGUGUGAGGAAGGCAUUAUCGUGAAAAUUUUCCCAGCUGACAUGAAGUACAGGGACGAGAUCCGCAGGAUAUUUGAUCAGCAGAUCGAUGCGCUCUUCAGCCUCAUAGAUCAACAGCCCCAGAUCGUGCAGAGCAGGUUUCCUUACGAGAUGAUAGUAUGUGCUCCUUGUGAAGCCCGUAGGAGGUCGUGACUGACAUCAUGCCGAGCGUAGAACUAUUUGAUCCUUUUCGGUGGAUUGAGCAGCUCUGCUUAUGUGCAACGGCGAGUUCGAGAUCGAUACGAGCAUGUCAUAGAGCCAAAAUUCAGGAACGCCAGAAACAUGAAAAUGCUCGUCGCUUCAGAGCCGUAAGUGCAAAUGCAUCGCAGAAGGUCGUCCGCUGAUAAGAUCAUAGGCAGCUCGCAGUCGUGCACGGAUUGGUUCUAGCUCGAGCCCAAGCAUACAGAACCGGUACAGAGUUUCUGGCCCAGAGGUGUUCUCCCGUGAGUUACGGCAUUGUGUGUCGAGAGCCGUACGACCCGAAAAGGCAUCAAGGCCAGAUGAUCGUGCAGGAUGAACACGACAAGCGUCUAUGGGCUGCGGACCAGAUUGCCUGGAUCGUGAAGAAGGUAUUUGGCCUGGCGCGUUUCCUUCUGCGCAGUGUGAUUGAUAUGACUAACGGAAAUACGAGGGUGACGUUUUCAGUGUCAAUCAGGGUGCCAGCCAAUUCUACCAAAUGAAGCUUGGCAUUGGUGAAGACAGGGUCCCAUGGAAGAUGCGGAUAGCCAUGUCGACGCUCGCAGUGGACCGUUUGCCAAAGACCAUCAAAGACGCUGGCGCAAAGAUUGCAUGUGAAGUGAAAUUCGCUCUCAAUGCCAGAGACUUCAGGAUGAAGAAUGCUCGAUGGUACCAGCUCAAAGCACCAUAUCUGACCGGAGAAUUCGAAGUCCGUUUAAUCCUUGGAACGGGCCUAAAAUUCGAAGUGUGGUCCAAAGAUCGCUUGUUGAGUAAAGGCCAUGAAGAAAUUCGGGUUGACUGGGUUCAGGCCAGUGGAAUACCAUCGUUCACCGCAGCGAAAGACGGAAGCCGUAUGUAUAGAGUUCAGCAGAGCAGCUAA
Messenger RNA from Lecanosticta acicola, 1304 nucleotides. The record is from the annotation of a GenBank genome assembly. Lineage: Eukaryota; Fungi; Ascomycota; Dothideomycetes; Mycosphaerellales; Mycosphaerellaceae.